AUGAAGUCUGUUUCUGUUCUCCUCUUCACAGCUGGUCUGGUUUCUGCUGUGGCUGUUCCUGUUCAGCUGGCUGAGCGAGCAGCUCUCCAGGCUGUCCAUGACCCUGAGAGCCCCGGCAUCCACGAAGAGCACGCCGAGAAGCGAGGCUUGGAGUUUGUCGGCCUGAUGGCCAGGCAAGAGGCUGGAGCUGGUGAAAAUAAGGCCGGAGCUUCAGCCACCGAAUCUGCCGCCGCUCCUGCCGAGACACAGAAGCAGGGUGAGAAUAACCAGAAUCAAGAGCAGAACAAGGACCAGAACAAGAAUAAUCAGAACAACAAGAACAAUGGUCAGAAUAAUCAGAAUAAUCAGAAUAAGGACCAAAACAAGAACAACCAGAACAACGGUCAGAAUAACCAGAACAAGGACCAAAACAAGAAUAACCAGAACAACCAAAACAACCAGAACAAGGAUCAGAACAACCAAAACAACCAGAAUCAGGACCAGAACAAGAACAACGAGAACAAGGAUCAGAACAACCAGAACAACCAGAACAACCAGAACAAUCAGAACAACCAGAAUAACAGAAAUAACGGAACCCAGAACAACAAUGAUAUCAACCAGCUCCUCCAGAAUGGCAUCAACCAAGGCCAGCUUCUCCAAGGCGUGUUGGCUCCAGCCAUCAGCGGAGUUAUUAACCAGAUGGGAAUUGGCGGCAUCAAUGUCCAAGCUCUUGGUGGCCUGAACUUUGCAAACCAAGUUGUUGUUCUCAACCAGCUUCAGCAGCUGCAGACUCUUAUGCAGUUGAAUCUUAUUCAGCGCCAACAGGUGGUUCCUUUUGUCAACCAAGUUUUCACAAGGGGCGGUAUCAAUGUUGCUCUUUUGAAGCGCUCUCCAUAUGACUUGACUACCGCCCCUAGGGCGUGA
Messenger RNA from Pochonia chlamydosporia 170, 903 nucleotides. RefSeq names its product dapper domain-containing protein. The record is from RefSeq and is a predicted model, not a curated record. Bases 1 to 903 code for a protein of 300 amino acids. The transcript has 2 exons. NCBI's taxonomy places the organism in Eukaryota, Fungi, Ascomycota, Sordariomycetes, Hypocreales, Clavicipitaceae.